Necator americanus (New World hookworm) is the source of this 609-nucleotide messenger RNA. RefSeq lists its product as uncharacterized. The record is from RefSeq and is a predicted model, not a curated record. Lineage: Eukaryota; Metazoa; Nematoda; Chromadorea; Rhabditida; Ancylostomatidae. Gene Ontology annotation, cellular component: COPI vesicle coat. Bases 1 to 609 code for a protein of 202 amino acids. The transcript has 8 exons. Gene Ontology annotation, biological process: intra-Golgi vesicle-mediated transport; intracellular protein transport; retrograde vesicle-mediated transport, Golgi to endoplasmic reticulum.
AUGAGUAAUUUUGAUGCAGACCCCACUUCCUUGUACAGCGUUAGGGGUAUCGUAAUCCUCGAUCAAGAUGGCAAUCGAGUGAUAGCUAAGUAUUUCGAUAAAACAACAUUUGGUACAACAAAGGAACAAAAAGCGUUCGAGAAGAGCCUGUUCCAGAAGACAUCGAGGAAUUCAUCAUCAGAAAUUAUUCUCCUCGACGGAGUGACGUGUAUUUAUCGGUCCAACGUUGAUCUCUACAUGUACGUCCUAGGAAGCAGUCGUGAAAACGAGCUUGUCCUCGAGUCGUUGCUCAACUGUCUUUUUGACGCUAUUUCAACAGUACUUCGAAAGAACGUGGAGAAGAAAGCUCUCAUCGAUGCUAUGGAUACAUGCAUCUUGAUAAUCGACGAGAUCUGCGAUGAAGGGAUCAUUCUGGAAACUGAUCCGCAGUCGGUUGUUUCUCGAUGUGCCUUGAAAGCCGACGAAAUUUCGUUCUCCGACCAGACAUUCUCGCAAGACAAAGCACUUUUUUCUUUGGAGGGAGGAAUGCUUCGAAAUCCUCCAAAACGUGUUGGAACCUCCUCACUUGUAAAUUCAUCACCUCGUAAGUCAAGAAAAAAGAGGAAGUAA